AUGCCUAUGCAAUGGAAUGAACAGGCCGAUGCCAGGCUAUUUGCCAACGUUCUCAAACUCCAUGUCGUAAAGAUCGACUACGCAGCACUUGCUAAAUCGAUGGGAGAAAACGUAACCCCGAAGGCCAUAUCCCACCGCAUUUCUAAGAUCAAGGAAAAGGCUACAGCACGCCGCCACGCUGAUUGGGAGCAACACUAUAACCAAAGUAACAAAAACCCCAAUGGCGGUGUUACAUCCACGGGUAAGAAACGUGGCCCAAAGCCGAAAGCUUACCGUAACCCUCAAGACGAUGAAGAUAAUAGAAGAAAGAGGGUCAAAGCUGAGCACGUAGCCGUUGUGAAGGCUGAGCCCGGGAUUGAAGAAGAGGAAGAGGCGGCGGCGAUAGAGAAAGCUAGAGAAGAGCAUGUGGCGUGGUCAGGUAUGGGAUGGGGGCCAGAGCAGCAAGAGUUUGCUCAGGUACGGGGGGCUGGGGAACGGUUCUAUGAGUAUCAGAAUGAUGAGAAGGUUGUUAGUGAUGUGGCAAAUGAGGGUUGUGUGGGAUUGAACCAUGAAGAUAUGGAUAACGAAGGGUGUGAUGAUCAUGAGGAAAACCAACAGGUGGGUCCAGAGGCGGUUGCUGUUGAUUCUUCCGCUUGCUCCACGGUUUCGAUCACCCCGACCGCCCCAACUCCUUGUGGUGAUGAUAAUGAUGGUAUUUUUGGUAUGCAUGUGUAUGAGGAUAGUGUUGGUACUUCUACAGAGGUUCAGAGUAAGAGGUUAUGA
Morchella sextelata is the source of this 762-nucleotide messenger RNA. RefSeq lists its product as uncharacterized. The record is from RefSeq and is a predicted model, not a curated record. Lineage: Eukaryota; Fungi; Ascomycota; Pezizomycetes; Pezizales; Morchellaceae. The transcript has 3 exons. The coding region runs from base 1 to 762 and encodes 253 amino acids.